Boleophthalmus pectinirostris (great blue-spotted mudskipper) is the source of this 1521-nucleotide messenger RNA. RefSeq names its product C-type mannose receptor 2-like. The record is from RefSeq and is a predicted model, not a curated record. The transcript is spliced from 7 exons. Lineage: Eukaryota; Metazoa; Chordata; Actinopteri; Gobiiformes; Gobiidae. The coding region runs from base 109 to 1521 and encodes 470 amino acids.
AUUUAAAAGACACUUUUACAACAUUGUUAUGUUUGAUCAAUUCUGUUAUAAAUUGACUGUGUUCUGAGUCAACUUAGUCCAUAAACUAGUAUUGGUUAAUAUUUUCAGAUGCCUAAAGUCACAGAAUUAGUAUCAUUAAAGGGAAAAAAAAGCUUUACUGAAUGCUGUGUUCUGAAUCCCUGCUAUUCUAAUCUACAUUUUACUCUUGCUUGUUCCAAAAUAUCAGGAGGCAUUCUUGUUCAAUGUCAGAUUGAGUACCAAUAUGUCAACUUACAACUGAGUUGGGAAGGAGCACGGCAGUACUGCAGAGAGCACUACGCUGAUCUAGCCACAUUAGAAAAUGAAGAGGAUGUGAACAAGUUACAAAUACCUGAUGGAUCCGAGGCCUGGAUCGGAUUAUUCGAUGACCCUGCUUCAUGGAAAGGGGUGAUGACGUCUGACUCAAACUCUUGGAGAUGGUCUUCCACUGAGACCACCAGUCCUGGAGGCUACCAGAACUGGGCGCCUGGUAAGACAGGGUUGUCUGUAAUGCCUCGCAAGGAGACUUGGGCACUCUUGAUCUGCGGAGGCAUUCUUGUUCAAUGUCAGAUUGAGUACCAAUAUGUCAACUUACAACUGAGUUGGGAAGGAGCACGGCAGUACUGCAGAGAGCACUACGCUGAUCUAGCCACAUUAGAAAAUGAAGAGGAUGUGAACAAGUUACAAAUACCUGAUGGAGCCAAGGCCUGGAUCGGAUUAUUCGAUGACCCUGCUUCAUGGAAAGGGGUGAUGACGUCUGACUCAAACUCUUGGAGAUGGUCUUCCACUGGGACCACCAGUCCUGGAGGCUACCAGAACUGGGCGCCUGGUGACCCAAAUAAUUAUGCUGGAAAAGAAUUGUGUAUUUUCAUACAAAAUGGUCUAUGGAGGGAUAUGAGCUGUACUAGCUCAUACAAAUUCUUUUGUUACACAGUUCAACCAUCAGGCCUUAAAGACUACAUUCUGAUCACUACUCCAAUGACCUGGACCAAUGCCCAGUCCUACUGCAGACAGAACCAUCACGACCUGGCCAUGAUCGAGAGCUCUGCUGAAAACCAAGCUGUGACUAACCUUCUUCCAUCUACAACAGCCUAUGUGUGGAUCGGCCUGUACCGAGUCCCUUGGAGGUGGUCCAACGGCAGCCCUAGUACAUACACGAAAUGGGCAUCAGGGGAACCCAACAAUAAUGGAGACUCUGAAUCAUGUGCUGUGCAGGUUUCAAGCUUGUGGUACGAUAUCCGCUGUGAUCUUCUGAGGACAUUUGUCUGCCGAAAAGAUUUAAAAACCACAACCAAUAUUAAAGUAAGUCUCCAAACAAAGGCUGAAAUGUCUGAUCCUGUUGUUCAAAACAAUUUCCUAAAAGUGCCACUAGCAUUAUGUCAUUGGGAGUAUGACGAGCCACUUACAUGGUGCUCUGAUGCCACAAGCCCCAAUUCGAGCGCACAGGCCACUUGGAGUUACCGUGGUAUUGCUCUAGUGAAAUGGUUGCACGAACAGCAGUAA